AUGACGAGCUGCCUCAUUUGCGGACUCAAAAACCACGAGUUUGUCAACUCAGAAAGCCAUUCAUGGUGGGAGCACGAGCUGGCUUCCAGAUCCACCUGGUGGUCGGACAUCCGGCUUCUCUGUGACCCCGACGACGAACUCGGGAGCCUUGCUCCAUCCUUGAAAUACAACAACAUCUUUGAGCCUUGCACCUCCACGUAUGCCGAGGCUCGAGUCCAUGAUGAGUUUCGGCCACGGUCUCAGGCUGCAAACAUCGAGGUACAUCAAGGCGUGUUCCAUGCCGUCUCCCACUACAAGUUGCUGCUGUCUGAUGGUACCAAGCGGGAUAUUUUGUACCGCCCUGGAGACUUGCGAUUUCGUACGUUCGAUGGCCGGAUCUACCUUCCAAUCCAUGAGGUCUGUCUGGACAUUGCCCGAAAAGUCUUCGAGGCCUCGCCUCGCGACGCAUACAUCAGGGACCUGAGAGCCCUGUUUCUAGCCCUGGGGUGGAGACUGAGCAUGAAGCUCAAGUGUGAAGGGCCAGCAAGUAGAGAGUUCCCCCCGAAUUACAUGAUCGGGAAGGCAAAUUUCCAUAUCAACUGGGAAGAGUGGAGGUCUCAGGUCCGGAUGAGGGAGUUCAAUCCCACCCACGCAUGGCCAGAGCUGCGAAGCGCGAUUGUCGACUCCUUGCCUUGCCGAGACCUUCCCCGUGUCACCACCGGCCUGCUUCCCCAAUCAUUCUGGUUGAAGUUACUGCGACCCGACGCACUGCCUUGGCUCUGGGAACUCUCGCCCGAAGUGUUUCUCCAAAAAGCAGAAGAAGCCUGCCCUGGAGGUCGGGAUUUUGAGUGGAACUGGGAGCUUCUUUUCCGCCAACUAACCCGGGGAGUAGACUUCGGUGUGCUCUCCGACGUGCCCAACGGCACUUCAUUGAGUAGUGGUUUCAGACCAGACGAGAGAACAGGGGCUUGUGGCCCCGAAACUCUCUGGGGAACCACGGGGUACUAUGAUGAUUUAGAAUAUGUCCCUCCGGGGUUGUUCAAUCGCAGACGGAUAUGGCAGCUUGUAGAGGAGAUGUUUGUUGGAGACAUGCUGCCGAGGGCGUUCGGGGGAGAUCCUAUGGCUCUUGGUUUCCAAAAGUCAGGUCCGCGAUUCGUUUUCCCAGAGUACAUCCAGAUUCCGUGGGGGAAAUCUGGCCAGCUGCUGCGAGAGCCAAAAUGGCUGCCCUCGUUCGAACUAAGACCUUACGUGCGGAAGCUGAAUGGCGACGUUAUUGGCAAGAUCCUGGAGGAUAUUGGAGGGUGCACCUCCCAUUCUUCGGGAAGCUGUUGA
This is a messenger RNA of Clonostachys rhizophaga, 1311 nucleotides long. The record is from the annotation of a GenBank genome assembly. Lineage: Eukaryota; Fungi; Ascomycota; Sordariomycetes; Hypocreales; Bionectriaceae.